This is a messenger RNA of Zingiber officinale, 1227 nucleotides long. RefSeq names its product pectate lyase-like. Bases 1 to 1227 code for a protein of 408 amino acids. The record is from RefSeq and is a predicted model, not a curated record. The transcript has 4 exons. Lineage: Eukaryota; Viridiplantae; Streptophyta; Magnoliopsida; Zingiberales; Zingiberaceae. Gene Ontology annotation, molecular function: pectate lyase activity.
AUGGAUUCAAGCUCUACAGCGAGGUUCGUGUUCUUGUCGUCCCUCUUCCUGGCGUCCGCCGCCUUCUCCGCCGCCCACAUCGCCGACUUCGAUUCGUACUGGCAGAAGCGGGCAGACGAAGCCACCAACCAGGCCCGCAGAUCCUAUGACCCGGAUCCGGUAUCCCUAACCCGACAGUUCAAUCACCAAGUUGGCCAAGAUUUGGCGAAGCAAAAGCAGAAGGGCAGAGGCCUUCGCGGCGCGAACCGGCUGCUCGUCGGCCUGUGCCAGGCGACGAACCCCAUCGACCGUUGCUGGCGGUGCAGGAGCAACUGGGCGGACCGCCGGCGGCAGCUGGCGGAGUGCGCGCAGGGGUUCGGGCGCCGCGCCGGCGGCGGGAAGGCCGGCGAGUUGUACGUGGUCACCGACGCCUCCGACUCCGACGUCGUCGACCCGAAGCCGGGCACCCUCCGGUUCGGCGUCGUCCAGGACCGCCCCCUCUGGAUCGUUUUCGCCCGCGACAUGGUCAUCCGACUCGCGGAGGAGCUCAUCGUCACCAGCAACAAGACGAUCGACGGCCGCGGCGCGGACGUGCGGAUCGCCGGCGGAGCCGGCCUCACGCUCCAGUUCGUCCACAACGUCAUCCUCCACGGCCUCCGCAUACACGAUAUCAAGGCAGGGAACGGCGGCAUGGUCCGCGUCUCCGAGAGCCACGUCGGCCGCCGCACCCGGAGCGACGGCGACGGCAUCUCCAUCUCUGGAUCCAGUGACAUCUGGAUCGAUCACGUCUCUGUGGCCAACUGCAUGGAUGGUCUCAUCGACGCCGGGCAGAACUCCACGGCCAUCACCGUCUCCAAUUGCCACCUCACUCAACACAACGACGACGCAAUGCUGUUCGGCGAAAGCGAGUCCUACUCCGGCGACGCGAUCACGCAGAUCACAUUAGCCUUCAACCACUUCGGAGCCGGCCUUGUUCGGAGACUGCCCAGAUGCCGAUGGGGUUUCUGCCACAUCGUGAGCAAUGACUACGCCCACCGGACGAUGGAGGACGCCGUCGGAGGAAGAAAGAAUCCGACAAUCCUCGGCUACGCAACGGAGUCGGAGAACGGAGCAUCCUCCGUGGAGUCGGGGUCGCCGGAGCUGAAGCAGGAGUUUCCGAGCAAGGAGAAUGAGCUGAUAGGGAACUACGUCAGCAGACUCACGCGAUUUGCCGGCGCACUCGACUGCGUCGCCGAUCAGCAAUGCUGA